Messenger RNA from Melampsora larici-populina 98AG31, 2251 nucleotides. Its product is annotated as family 5 glycoside hydrolase. The record is from RefSeq and is a predicted model, not a curated record. Bases 100 to 1950 code for a protein of 616 amino acids. Lineage: Eukaryota; Fungi; Basidiomycota; Pucciniomycetes; Pucciniales; Melampsoraceae. Gene Ontology annotation, molecular function: hydrolase activity, hydrolyzing O-glycosyl compounds. The transcript is spliced from 13 exons.
AAAGAUCAUAAAUGCGUCCAUGUCCUUGUCAUUCAGUCUCAUUCAGUCUCCUCACACCACAAACUCAAGGUUAUUUUUUUACGUAUCGUCACACUCAUUAUGUUACAUCCCUCUUUUCCUGGCCUUAUAAUCAACUUGAUCAUCAUCAUCUUUUCAUCACAGUGGGUGUUAUCUGAGGACCUUUCAAUCCUUAGUCCUGACAGCCCUCAGCUCAAGAGUUUACCGGAAAACCAGCAACUUCCUAGUUAUCCACCAGGAGCGCUGACCAGUUACACACCAAACCCAAAACCAGGAUUUGUUACCACUCGAAAUGGUCAUUUAUACUUGGAUGGAAAGCUUUUUGAUUUCCGGAAUUUCAAUUCGCCAGAGCUGGUUCCAAGGGACACUGUCUACGAAAUUACCGACAUGGUACGCUCGGUUGCCGGUUUUGCAACACCGGCAACAAGAGCCUAUAGCUUAGGGGUUGCAAAUGAACGUUGGGGAGGCAAUCAGCCAGUAGAAAACGGUCAUAUAAGCGGUUGGGAUGUGGUGAAGAAUGACUGGAUAUACAACGAAAACGUUUGGCGUAGAUUGGAUAAAGUACUUGCUAUCCUCGCUGAUGAAGGAGUGAAGGUCAUCUUUCCCAUCAUUAAUCAGGAUUAUGGAAAGGUAGAAGAGGAUUGGGUCGGGAACUUCAACGAUUUGAUCCGUCAUAGAUAUAACGUGUCCGAUUAUCGACAAGCCGAACUGACGGUCGAUUGGUUUGUGGACAAGUCAAUCAGGGAAGACUUCAAGAAGAUCAUCCAUUACUUUUUGACUCGGAAAAACACCGUGAACGGGAGAAUUUACGGACAGGAUGACACAUUUUUGGCUAUCGAGACAGGAAAUGAAAUGAAUUGGUCUUUGAUCCAGUUCAAUGCCACCAACAUUACUGAUCCAAGCGAUCCACUGACAUCUGACCCAAAAGCUCCACCGCCUCUUCCUGCGUUCACUAUGUCCCACAAUCGCUCAGCACCCGCGGAGUGGACUCUCGAUAUCGCACAAUACAUCAAGUCACUUGCUCCUAACAUUCUCGUUAUGGAUGGCAGCUAUUAUCAAGCAAGAGUAGAAGCUUUUGGGAAGACUUUUAUCGUUGGCGAACAUGGGUUCUACUCGAAUGCUUCAGCUUACGAGUACUUUUAUAAGAAUUUCAAAGGUGCUGGAGCCUUGGUUUGGUCACUUAGAGGACAUUCUGAGCCGGGCGGGUUCAUAACACACAGUGAAGGAAACAACAUCUACAGUCUUCACGUUCCAGGUUUUCAAAAUCAAACAUCGAAGGAUUUCGAUCAACUCGAGUAUGAAAUAGUCAGACAAACGUAUCGUGCAAGCUUUGAUAUCCUUGGAAAGCCCGUUGCUCCAUUUCCCGUACCUGGUCCUCCCCAUGCGUUCUUUGCAACUAACUCGACCAAUACAGGAAUCUCUUUCAAAGGCUCGGCUUGGGCAGCCCAUUACGAAAUUUGGGGGGCUGUAAACGGUGGAUCUUUUGUCAAGGUUGCUGACAACGUUUUGGAUAAUGUUAACUCGGGCAAACUCUUCUUUGCGCUCGACCCUUCGCAACCUGAACAACCCUUAUACAUCCCUCCGCUCAGCUACAUCACCAUCCGAUUACCUCAAGUGGGAUGGAAGGAUGAUAAGUGGUAUGAUGGGGUUGUGACUUUGACUACAUCAAUAAACCUUGUCCCCUCAACAUUUCAGCGACGUUCACAUUCUCAACCUCAUCAUUCUCGAGGACAACUUUCGCAUGGAUCAGUUACACAUAGUCAUUCGAAUGUCAAACGACAAAAGAAACCAGCCAAAGAGAGUCCUUCAAUAUCUAAACGACAAAGCAAAGGCCAAAAGGGAGGUUGGUAUGCAGUGAGAGCUAUCGGCGUAGAUAACGUCCCGGGUGGAUUCUCACAAGCUGCUUGGAUAUCAGCUUCUGAUGAUAUUUAAUAUAUAGGCUGUGAGAUUAUGGGAGACCUCUCUUAGGGUCUUCACUUUUUUGUUUAUCUGAAGUUUAUUAUUUUUCGAUCAGGAUAUUUAACUACUGCAUCACUUUAUUUGUUGUUUAAUAUACCAUGUCCAUGUAUGUUUAUAUUAUAGUUUAAUGGCUCUUUGUUCUUGUAAGAUCACCUCAUUUUGAUAUCUCGAUUGAAGUCUUUUUUGGGUGCUAAUCCAAGGUUGACGUGUGUUUGGAAUUGUUAUGGAGCUGAAUUCUUGCAAGUUGAACUUUGUUGCGUGCGAUUUGAGCAUU